Camponotus floridanus (Florida carpenter ant) is the source of this 2642-nucleotide messenger RNA. Its product is annotated as transmembrane protein 181. Gene Ontology annotation, molecular function: toxic substance binding. The record is from RefSeq and is a predicted model, not a curated record. The transcript has 13 exons. Bases 192 to 1781 code for a protein of 529 amino acids. Lineage: Eukaryota; Metazoa; Arthropoda; Insecta; Hymenoptera; Formicidae.
UAUUUUUGUCUGAUUUGUAAAAUUACGCAAAACGCGAAUGUCAACGAAUUCGGUCUCUAUGUUUAAUGCAAUAUUUCGCUCAUGAAAUUAUCCCUAAAUUAUGCAAGCGAGAGAUAUUUAUCAGGAAUAUAGGUAAAAGUACCACGCAGUAAGGAAUAUUACAUGAAAAGACAUUCCGCGAAAUCCUGAAGAUGAUGGACGGGCCCGGAUUAGGAUAUUCAUAUCAUCUUCCAUCCGCUGGUUGGAAUCUCAAGGUCAGGAACGCACUGUCACAGUUCAGUGAUCUCUUUAGCGAAUUUAACAAGUACAUCGCGCCUGCUUAUCAUCAUGAUCGGUGCGAGAGAUCCGUGCAGAUGCGAUUGUAUUCGAUGCACAAGAGGGAAUUUGUUAUGGUGUUUGUUGCCUUUUUCGCGUGUUUUGGAUUAGCGGUGUUUAUCGGUCUCGCCGGACCGCCUAUAACGUCGACCAGCGAACAAAAAGCGCAUCUAAAUGGUAGCGAAAUGGCCACUGGUCCAUUCAUCAUGAAGACACCUCUGUUGUCUACGUACAGCCAGCAAUUAUGGGUAAUCGCCAAGCUAUCGACAUCGAAUAAUGAUGACGAAAGAUACGACAAAGGUUUCCAAGUUAGUGUUUCCAUAGACGGUAUCACUGCUGAUCGCAAACUCGUAUCUGUGCUACCUCCGGAAGCUGGACAUAAUCGAACCAGACACCUAAAGUGUGAGAGACAAUCCUGCGAGGAGUUGGUUGUCGCUCAUCUCGGAUUCCUCGAUUAUAGCUACUACAUAAUUACUGUCCGCUUCCAUGGACUCGAGAGCUUCCAUCAGCGAUACACGAUACGAGAACUCACAUUCUACUUUAAGAACUACAAUCCGGCGUUCACGCAAAUCGAAAUCUGGUUUCGAUUGAUCUUCUUAUUAACCACGUUCGGAGUGAUGUGCUGGUUUGGUCAUUCGCUUAGAAAGUAUCCGCUGCACGAUUGGUCGAUAGAGCAAAAGUGGAUCUCUAUACUUCUUCCAUUACUGAUUCUAUACAAUAAUCCGCUAUUUCCCAUGACGUUCUUGGUGAACUCCUGGGUACCGGGUAUGCUGGACGCGAUCCUACAAACGACUUUUCUUUGCGCCAUUCUUAUGUUCUGGCUCUGCGUCUAUCACGGCCUCAGACAGAAUGAGAGACGUCUCAUCACGUUUUACCUGCCCAAGCUCUUAGUAGUAGGUAUGUUAUGGGGUGCAGCACUGACUCUCGCCACGUGGCUUCGUUGCACCGAGCUGGAGGACCCCACUUAUAAUUACGUUCUCGAUACAUCGAAUUAUUAUGGCUUCAAGAUAUUCUUCUUUACAGUUGGUGGCUUCUACAUCGCAUACUUGCUACUUCUUAUAUUGAAGGCAUACAGCGAAUUACGAUCUAUGCCUUACUUUGAUCUUCGUCUACGAUUCCUGACGCUACUCGCUGCGGUGGUCGCGGGGGUUUGCAGUUUGGUCACGGCUCGGCAAUUCGGAGCCGGUGUAUUGGAAGACAGUUUCGCCUCUCGUCUCUCUACUUAUUAUCGCACAUCUGCGCAAUUUAUGGCCCUUUAUGGUCUUCUCAAUUUUUAUCUGUACACCAUGGCGUAUGUUUACGCGCCCGCACUCCAACAGGUCUACGGACAACAUUCAUCGAUAACGAAGGAUAAUCCUGCUUUCUCAAUGUUCAACGAUUCAGAGGAGGAAGUUAUAUAUGGAUCGGAUGAGGACAGUCGGCGACCGCUAACUCGCGUUCCGCGAAAUGCAGAGGACAGUGACUGAGGGCCUUAAAAAAGAAUUUAGUAAUCCCCUACGCUAAGCGUAGGGUAGAUUUGUUAAACAAAGAAAUAAUAAGAGAAGCGACAGAAGUUUCUGUUUCGAUGGAUAUUUCUAGUCUGAUUUGCAGUCGUACUGCCGUCAUUAAAAGCUGCAAAAGAGAAAAACCAAACUGAAUUGUGUAUAAGUAGUUUGUUAAAUAAACAAAUAUUAAUUUUAAAGGAGGAUCUGUCACAGUAUUCAAAAAAGAUACAUACUGUAUAUAAGCUAUAUAUGCUAAUAUGAAUUUAUGUAUCGUGUAUAGAAAUAAGACACAUAAGAAUUGACGGAAGGAAUAUCGAGAGGAAACGAACGGAUGCAGAAAAAAAUUAAAAAAAGGAAUUUAGAAAAUUUUUUAAAUGAUAUCGAUUUUAAGAAUUAUAGACUAAUACUUUUGUAGAGAAAAAGUUCCUCUUAAUUUUUUUUCGAUUUUAUCUUAUUUUUAUAUUAGAGAGAUGAAGCAACCGGCAUCUUCUUUAUCUUGCAAGUAAAUAAAAUGACAGAUAUUAAUUUAUGAUUCGGGACAUUGAAUUUUGUCACAUGCAUUUAUUUAUUCAUAAUUUUCAAAUUGUUUUGAAAUUCUACUUCUAAUUAUCAUCAUAACAUUUCCGAUGACAUUUUUUACCGUAGAUUCAGGAUAUACUUUUCACAAAUUUCAAAAUUACAAUGUACGAUAUAAUGUUCAUUAAAAAAAUAUGAUAAACAUUGAUAAGAGCCCAAUCUCUAUUAUAUUACGUUAUAUAUUCAUAAGAUAUUACCAUAGUUUUUAUACGAAAUGUAAUUAACUAUUUGGUAUGGCAAGAAAGUUUAAUACAAAUAAUAGAGAUA